CCAGGACUUCAUAAUGAGCUCCAACAGCACAAACCCUGGCCUCUACCUGACCGUCAGCUCCCCAGGAAUGGGCAUUGAUGACCCAGACACCAACUCUCUCCACAAGGACAUCUGGCAAGAGCUAACCAGCCCCGAUGACAAUGACUCCAUCAGUGGCCUCUUCAAUUUUACAGGCUCGCACAACGAGACAGUGACCUCUCUGACCUAUGACCCUCUUGGGGGUCACACAGUGUGGCAGGUGGUCCUCAUUGUCUUUUUCACCGGCCUCCUGUCCCUGGUCACUAUAAUCGGCAACAUCCUGGUGGUGGUAUCCUUUAAGGUAAACCGCCAGCUCAAGACUGUCAACAACUACUUCCUGCUCAGCCUGGCUGUGGCUGACCUCAUCAUCGGGGUCAUCUCCAUGAACCUUUACACCACCUACAUCAUCAUGGGCCAAUGGGCGCUAGGCAACUGGGCCUGUGAUCUGUGGCUGGCUAUUGACUAUGUGGCCAGUAACGCAUCCGUCAUGAACCUGCUGGUCAUCAGCUUUGACCGCUACUUCUCAAUCACCCGGCCCCUCACCUACCGGGCCAAACGGACCACACGGCGGGCUGGCUUGAUGAUUGGCCUGGCCUGGUUCGUGUCCCUGGUCCUGUGGGCCCCAGCCAUUCUAUUCUGGCAGUACUUUGUGGGGGAGCGCACAGUGCCCCCUGAUAAGUGCUACAUCCAGUUCCUCUCAGAGCCCAUCAUUACAUUCUGCACGGCUAUUGCUGCCUUUUACUUGCCUGUCACUAUUAUGAGUGUGCUCUACUGGCGUAUCUACAGGGAGACGCAGAACCGCGCACGGGAACUGGCGGGCCUGCAGGGCUCAGGGAGCCAAGGGAGGGGUGGAGAAAGGGCUCACUUUGUGCACCACCAGGCUGGGAGCGCCAGGAGCUGCAGCAGCUAUGAGCUAAGCCAAGUUUCCCAGAAGAAGAGCCCCAUCCAGGCGCUGGCCGCACGCUUCCACUGUUGGCCCAUGAUGCACUCCUGGAGGCCUGGCAGCGCCCGGCCCGUAGAGGGGGAUGCCGACCACAGCAGCAGCGACAGCUGGAACAACAACAACGCCAGGCUGUCAGUGGACCACUCGGGCUCGUCUGAGGAUGAGGAGAGAAAUGGUAGAAGGAUGAUGCCCCAGGACCACGCCAUCUUCUCCAUAGUGCUCAACCUGCCAGGGAUGAAGGCAGCCGUCAACUCCCACCUCACCUCCUGCGAGGACCUGGACAUAGCCUCAGAAGAAGACCCCCUGAGGGGGGAGGAGGACAGUCGGGACAGCCUCUCUACCAUCACCACCACCACCACUACUACCACCCCUGAUGGGGCCAACACAGACACCAACAGCUACCAACAACGCUUUCCCUCCCAGAUCUCCAGAGUCCAGUCCAUGCCUGCCAUCCAGGCCACCAGAGUGGGGCCGCUCUCUGGCUCCCCUGCCACCACCACCAAAUUACCCUCGAUGCCGAUCUCCUUCAGAGAGGCAGCUCUAGCCAAGAGAUUUGCCUCCAGGGCACGGACGCAGAUCACCAAGCGCAAGCGCAUGUCUCUGGUAAAGGAGAAGAAGGCGGCACAGACCCUUAGUGCCAUUCUGUUUGCCUUCAUCAUCACAUGGACACCCUACAACAUCAUGGUGCUGGUCAACACCUUCUGUAAUGGCUGCAUCCCAGAGGCUCUGUGGGCACUGGGAUACUGGCUAUGCUACGUCAACAGUACCGUCAACCCCAUGUGCUAUGCCCUGUGCAACAAGACCUUCCGUACCACCUUCAAGAUGAUACUGCUCUGCCACUGGGACCAGCGCAAGCGGCGGCGGAAGCAACAGUUCCAGGCACGGCAGUCCGUAGUGUUCCACAGGAGAAUUCCUAAAAACUCAACGUAGUGAGAUAUAGACCCAGUGGGAAUUGGGUGAUGAAGAUGAUGAGUCUAGAAUCUGACAGCUCAGUGGAUGGAUGAGGCAUCCUAAAGAUUCUGUCUGUGGUUUUUAACUGCACAGAGAUUCACAAGGAGGCAGUCAUGUUGUUGCUGUGAUGGCUGAUGUUCUCUGUGUAGCCACAACCUCCCAAGUGACAUAUUCCUCUGUUUCUUCAGGAGAGCUCCUGUGGUGAAAGGUUCCUCUAGAUUGAUCAUUGCAGAGUAGUGCAGCUAAAAAGACUGACAGUGAAAACCAAUAGAGCAAGGACUUUAAAUGCAUUGGGGGGACAAUUCAAAGUGCAAUUGAUACUUAGGGAGAUUAUAUGAUGUAACAUUGUUAUGGAUUUGGGGUUUUCCAUUUCUUACCAUUUAUUUUGUGGUAGUCAAAUCUGUAACGUACAGAGCAGUUUGGGUUUUCAAAGUCAACUGCAUCUGUACUGUAAUAUAGUAUAUAAAGCAAAGGCCAAAACAUUUUGUGUCAAUAGACUGCACUGUAUUGAUUUUGAGCUCCCUUUUGGCUAACUGAAUUUGAUUUCUUUGUUAUAUAUGUUUUCUUUUUACUCUGACUUCUGUACAUUGCCUUCCACUUGGAUAUAGCUUUCUUGUGUCUUAUAAAAUGAGAAGAUAUUAAACAAAACAGUGUCCUAUUUGUGACGACCAGUUUUUCAAAGUUUUUGGUUGUUUUUGUAUAAUAAAUUGGUCUAUAGUUUUUCCUCUAUAGAUUCUGAGCCAGUCUGAAAAAAGUAAAUUUUGACUAUUCUACGGCACUUCAAUGAGCUGCUCGUGUUCAAUGUGAGUUGUUUACAUGGUGGAGACAAUAAGCGAAUCAACUUAUUCAAUUGUUGUUUAUGUUGAGCGUAAUGGUAUAUUGCUAUUUCUAACUUGAUACCUAAUGAUUGAUUGUACACUAAAUAGAUCAGUCACUAUG
Messenger RNA from Salvelinus sp. IW2-2015, 2851 nucleotides. Its product is annotated as muscarinic acetylcholine receptor M3-like. Gene Ontology annotation, biological process: saliva secretion; chemical synaptic transmission; G protein-coupled receptor signaling pathway, coupled to cyclic nucleotide second messenger. The record is from RefSeq and is a predicted model, not a curated record. Gene Ontology annotation, molecular function: G protein-coupled acetylcholine receptor activity; G protein-coupled serotonin receptor activity. Gene Ontology annotation, cellular component: plasma membrane; synapse; dendrite. Bases 14 to 1891 code for a protein of 625 amino acids. Lineage: Eukaryota; Metazoa; Chordata; Actinopteri; Salmoniformes; Salmonidae. The transcript has a single exon.